This is a messenger RNA of Scomber scombrus (Atlantic mackerel), 3090 nucleotides long. It is a transcript of the gene kif5ab, whose product is annotated as kinesin family member 5A, b. Bases 1 to 3090 code for a protein of 1029 amino acids. The transcript is spliced from 25 exons. Gene Ontology annotation, molecular function: microtubule binding; ATP binding; microtubule motor activity. The record is from RefSeq and is a predicted model, not a curated record. Gene Ontology annotation, biological process: microtubule-based movement. Lineage: Eukaryota; Metazoa; Chordata; Actinopteri; Scombriformes; Scombridae.
AUGGCUGACGCAAAUGCAGAAUGCAAUAUCAAGGUGUUGUGCCGUUUUCGUCCACUGAACAAGUCCGAAAUUAUACGCGGAGAUAAGUUCAUCCCAGUAUUUCAUGAAGAGGACACUGUCAUCCUUGGGGGGAGGUCCUACGUGUUUGACCAGGUGUUCCCCACCAACACCACCCAGGAACAGGUCUACAACACCUGUGCCAAGCAGAUUGUCAAAGAUGUGCUUGGUGGAUACAAUGGGACUAUCUUUGCCUAUGGGCAGACUUCCUCUGGAAAGACACACACGAUGGAGGGGAACCUUCAUGAUCCCCAGGGAAUGGGCAUUAUUCCCCGCAUCGCUGAGGACAUAUUUGAACACAUAUUUGCAAUGGAUGAGAACCUGGAAUUCCAUAUAAAGGUAUCCUACUUUGAGAUAUACAUGGAUAAAAUUCGGGACCUGCUGGAUGUGACAAAAACCAACCUGUCAGUGCACGAAGACAAACACAGAGUUCCUUAUGUGAAGGGCUGUACUGAGCGCUUUGUCACAAGUCCUGGUGAAGUGAUGGAUGUGAUAGAUGAAGGGAAGGCCAACCGUCAUGUUGCCGUCACCAAUAUGAAUGAGCACAGUUCCCGCAGUCACAGCAUCUUCCUGUUAAACAUCAAACAGGAAAAUGUGGAAACAGAGCAGAAGCUGAGUGGGAAGCUGUACCUUGUUGACCUAGCGGGUAGUGAGAAGGUCAGUAAGACAGGUGCAGAGGGAGCCGUGCUGGAUGAAGCCAAGAACAUCAACAAGUCUCUGUCGGCCCUGGGGAAUGUCAUCUCAGCAUUGGCUGAAGGAACGAAAUCCCACGUGCCGUACCGUGACAGCAAAAUGACUCGCAUCUUACAGGACUCACUGGGUGGGAACUGUCGCACCACUAUGUUCAUCUGUUGCUCUCCCUCUAGCUACAAUGAUGCAGAGACCAAAUCCACCCUGAUGUUUGGCCAAAGAGCCAAGACCAUUAGAAAUACUGUAUCAGUAAACCUGGAGCUCACAGCGGAGCAGUGGAAGAAGAAAUAUGAAAAGGAAAAGGAGAAGAACCGGUCAAUGAAGGAGACAAUUCAGAGACUUGAGGCUGAGCUGAACCACUGGAAGAAUGGUGAGGCUGUUGUCAUGUUAGAGCAGCUGAGAGAAGGAUCGGAGGAAGUCCCCCUGGUGCCUCCCGAAUCUGAGGAGCCGGUUCAUGACAUCUGCAGCCCCUGCACCCCCUGCAGCCCCUGCUCUGUUGCCUCCUCUAUUGUUGUGCACAUAUCUGAGGAAGAGCGUCAGAAAUAUGAGGAGGAGAUCCGCAAGCUUUACAAACAGCUUGAUGAUAAGGAUGACGAGAUCAACCACCAGAGCCAGAUGGUGGAGAAGCUGAAGGAGCAGAUGCUGGACCAGGAGGAGCUUCUGGCAUCAUCCAGGGGUGACAGUGAGAGAGUGCAGUCAGAGCUCGGCAGGCUGCAAACAGAGAAUGAAUGUGCUAAAGCAGAGGUGAAGGAGGUGUUGCAGGCACUGGAGGAGCUGGCAGUUAACUACGACCAGAAAAGCCUGGAGGUCGAGGAGAAGAGCAUGCAGAACAAACUGCUGGCUGAGGAGCUUGCAAAGAAAAUGGCUCACCUUAUGGCAUUAGAGGCAGAGCUGUCCCGUAUCCAGGAAGUGAGCAGCCGCCAGAGAAAACGCAUUGCUGAGAUUCUUAACGGGCUGAUGAAGGACCUGAGUGAGUUCAGCACCAUCGUCGGGAACCGGGAUAUCAAGCUGCCCAUGGAGAUCACUGGUGCGAUCGAGGAGGAGUUCACAGUGGCUCGCCUCUACAUCAGCAAGAUCAAGUCAGAGGUGAAGUCCAUGGUGAAGCGCUGCCGUCACCUGGAGAACCUUCAAACGGAGUGUCACCGCAAGAUGGAGGAGACUGGCAGAGAGCUGUCCUCAUGUCAGCUCCUCAUUUCACAGCAUGAGGCAAAGAUCCGUUCUCUAACAGACUACAUGCAGAAUGUGGAGCUGAAGAAGAGACAGCUGGAGGACAGCUACGACUCUCUGAGCGAGGAGCUGGCCAAAUUACAAGCUCAAGAGACCAUGUCACAGGUGGCCAGGGGGGUGAAUCACACGUCUGUCCAGGAAUCCUGUGAUAUAAAGAGGGCUCUGGAGCAGCAGAUGGAGUCACACCGUGAGGCGCACAGCAAACAGCUUGGCCGCCUGCGAGACGAGAUCAAUGAAAAGCAAAAGAUCAUCGACGACUUAACUGACUGUAACCAGAAACAGCAGUUGGAGUUGAGGCAACUGCACAGCAACUUUGAACGUCUCAAGAGUCAAGAACAUCACAAGAGUCGGCAGCUGGAGGAACUGACAUUUCUCCAUGAACGACACGAGCAGUCAAAGCAAGAUCUCAAAGGGCUGGAAGAGACUGUUGCUCGUGAGCUCCACACCCUCCACAACCUCCGCAAGCUAUUUGUUCAAGACCUCACGGCUCGAGUUAGAAAAAGUGUGGAGAUGGAGUCUGAUGAGAGUGGGGGAUAUAUCACCCAGAAACAGAAGAUUUCCUUUCUUGAAAACAACCUGGAGCAGCUUACAAAAGUUCACAAACAGCUGGUGCGUGACAAUGCAGAUCUUCGUUGUGAGCUUCCAAAACUGGAGAAACGUCUUCGGUCUACAGCUGAGCGAGUUAAGGCGCUGGAGGGCGCACUGAAGGAGGCAAAGGAAGGGGCCAUGAAGGACCGGCGCCGCUACCAGCAGGAGGUGGAGCGAAUCAAAGAUGUUAUGAGAGCCCGCAAUCCCUUCCGCAGGCCACAUGCUGCGCAGAUAGCCAAGCCUGUGCGACCUGGCCACUACCCAGUGUGCUCUCCCACCAACCCCUUCUUCAUCCGAGGCUACAGCGAACAUCCCAUUGCCUUCUGCAAUGCUGUUUUCCACAACAGCAACAGCGAAAAAGCAGCUGCUCCUGCUGCUGCUGCUCCUCCUGCUACUCCUCCUGCUCUUCCGACACCAGAGAGCGAGCCCCGGUUACCUGAAGACAACUCCAACCAGAACAGCCCCACGAAACACCCCGACUCCCAAACCAAUGAUACACACGACAACGACAUUCAGAAAAACAUGUGA